This is a messenger RNA of Parnassius apollo (apollo), 1140 nucleotides long. The record is from the annotation of a GenBank genome assembly. NCBI's taxonomy places the organism in Eukaryota, Metazoa, Arthropoda, Insecta, Lepidoptera, Papilionidae.
AUGCAUGUGCUACACGCACGCACACACUCUCACAAUAUUAAUAUUGUGCUGCAAUGCCACCAGACGGCUCUUAGGUUGACAGAUCUCACCCAAAAGAUUCCGAGGAGAAAAGAAUGUUUCAAAAAUUCAGAUAAUGUUACAACUUUUGAAGCUUGGAAAGAAGCUGAGUCUAUUGCCCAUUGCAGUUACAAUCCGCCUGAAAAUAAAUCUUCAUAUACCGAGCCACCACCCGCUGCUUAUGAAUCGUAUUCGGAAGAUGACGAUGAUUCAGUAAAAGAUCCUCACUACAAGUCUAGUUCCUCCAGUAGGUCAUCUAGUUCUUCUAGCAGUUCUUCGAGCACUUCUACGUCAACUGCGAUAACGAAUAAUGUACAAGUAUUACCAACAAACGGUCAAGUGGAACUAGUUUCGAUCCAGACUUCUGCUGAAACAAAUAACGAAGAAAUACAAGAAGCAGUACAAAAUGAGAAUGAAUCAAUAAACCAAGAUGAAACAGUCGAACAGAAUAUUUCCAUGAACGAAAUAGAAGAAAAUAGUAAUGUUAAGAAAAGUAGAAAGCGCGUUGCAAGAGUUGAAGAGUGGCUUAGUAAUAAAGCGAAAAAAUUACGAAAUACUGGCAAAUGUUACAUUUCCAGAUCUAAAACCAAGAAAAUUAUACCUGCACGUUCUUUGAAACCACCUUGUGGCGAUAAAUGCAAAAUGGAAUGUUCUACUAAAAUUGACGAGGACUGCAGGAGGAAGAUUCUUGCUAAAUAUUGGGGAUUAGGAGAUAUUACCCUUCAAAGAAACUUUAUUAACUCCUCUACCAAAGCUAUAGUGCCCGCAUUCCGUUUUUCGGGAAAAGAAAAACCUCGAGGUUAUAAUAAUGCUUACUAUUUUGACGUUGACAAUGAAAAGAUACGGGUUUUCAUGCUGCGCUUCUUGGAAUCCGGCCAUAGUUUCUUGCCUAAUGAUACCGUUUUUGUUCGAAUCGCAUGUGCUCUAAAAUUGCAGCAAAGAAUGUACACGCCGGAAGACUACAUGCGAAUAAUGCAGACAUGCAAAAAGAAUAAACCAAUGCAAGUGCUUAGAAUGACAAAAGAAGACCUUUUAUCAAGUGCUAACCUAGAAAAGAGAAUAACUAACAGAAAAAGCCACUGA